Microthlaspi erraticum is the source of this 1866-nucleotide messenger RNA. NCBI's taxonomy places the organism in Eukaryota, Viridiplantae, Streptophyta, Magnoliopsida, Brassicales, Brassicaceae. The record is from the annotation of a GenBank genome assembly.
AUGGAAGGUUCGGCUGAUCAAGCUACGCAAGCGAUUUCGAAAUUAUCCAUGGAUUCUACUGCUGGCGCUAGUGAUGGAGCUGGAGCUGGAGCUCAGAGUAAAAAUGCUCUGAAGAAGGAACUGAAGAUGAAGCAGAGAGAGGAAGAGAGGAAACGCAAGGAAGAGGAAAAGGCCAAACUGGCUCCCAAAGCAAGCUCCCAGAGCCAGAAAGCAGUGGCAGCAGAUGAUGAGGAUAUGGAUCCGACGCAAUACUUUGAGAACAGAUUGAAAUACCUUGCGGCAGAGAAGGCUAAAGGGAUUAAUCCAUACCCUCAUAAGUUCUCUGUGUCAUUGUCCAUUCCUGAGUACAUUGAGAAGUAUGGUAGUUUGAACAAUGGGGAUCAUGUUGAAGACGCUCAAGUUUCUCUAGCUGGGAGGAUAAUGAGCAAGCGAUCUUCCUCUUCCAAGCUCUUCUUCUAUGAUCUGCACGGUGAGGACUUCAAGGUCCAGGUUAUGGCUGAUUUAAGCAAGUCAGAAUUGGAUGAAGCUGAGUUUUCAAAGCUCCAUGCGAAUACCAAGCGUGGUGAUAUUGUUGGUGUCACUGGGUUUCCAGGAAAAACUAAGAGGGGAGAAUUGAGUAUCUUCCCCAGAUCAUUUGUUGUUUUGUCCCAUUGCCUCCACAUGAUACCGAGAGCGGACAAUCUUACUGCAAAGAAACCUGAAAACUGGGUUCCAGGUCAACCGAGAAAUCCUGAAUUAUAUGUUCUGAAAGAUCAGGAAUCUCGAUAUCGCCAGCGUCAUCUUGAUCUGAUGACGAACAUUGAAGUUCGCCAUAUAUUCAAAACCAGAGCUAAUAUCGUUUCCUACGUUCGCAGAUUCCUUGACAACCAAAGAUUUUUGGAGGUUGAGACACCUAUGAUGAACAUGAUUGCUGGUGGAGCUGCUGCCCGACCAUUUGUGACACAUCACAACGAUCUAGAUAUGAGGCUGUACAUGCGUAUCGCACCUGAGCUCUAUCUUAAGCAACUUAUCGUUGGUGGCUUGGAGCGUGUUUAUGAGAUCGGAAAGCAAUUCAGAAACGAGGGUAUUGACCUGACCCACAAUCCGGAGUUCACCACUUGCGAGUUCUACAUGGCUUUCGCUGACUACAACGACCUGAUGAAGAUGACUGAGGAUAUGGUGAGUGGCAUGGUGAAGGAACUAACAGGUGGUUACAAAAUCAAGUACCAUGCUAAUGGGUAUGAUAAGGAGCCAAUCGAAAUCGACUUCACUCCUCCAUUCAGGAGGAUUCAGAUGAUAGGAGAGCUAGAGAAGGUGGCUAACCUCAACAUACCAAAAGACUUGGCUAGCGAAGAAGCUAACAAGUAUCUGAUUGAUGCUUGUGCGAGGUUUGAUGUGAAAUGCCCUCCUCCUCAGACAACAGCUCGUCUGUUAGAUAAACUUGUUGGAGAAUUUCUGGAAGUGACAUGUGUGAAUCCAACUUUCAUCAUCGACCAUCCAGAGAUCAUGAGUCCCUUGGCAAAAUGGCACAGAUCGAGCCCUGGUUUGACUGAGAGAUUUGAGCUGUUCAUCAACAAACAUGAACUCGCCAACGCCUACACAGAGCUGAAUGAUCCUGUGGUACAGCGCCAGCGUUUUGCUGAUCAGCUCAAGGACCGACAAUCUGGUGACGAUGAAGCAAUGGCUUUAGAUGAGACAUUCUGUAAUGGUUUGGAAUAUGGAUUGGCUCCUACAGGUGGUUGGGGAUUGGGAAUAGACAGACUUACUAUGCUUUUUACUGACUCACAGAACAUCAAGGAGGUUAUUCUCUUCCCGGCAAUGAGGCCACAGGACGAUCCAGCAGCAGCUAAAGCUCCUUUGCAACCAGAGACUAACAAAGGAGAGUAG